Messenger RNA from Schistosoma bovis, 1974 nucleotides. Lineage: Eukaryota; Metazoa; Platyhelminthes; Trematoda; Strigeidida; Schistosomatidae. The record is from the annotation of a GenBank genome assembly.
GUUUUGGUGGAAACAUCUUAUCUGAAGGCGCACAGCCACGCAUCCAUUCCAGGUAACGAGUGGAUAUUUCGUGUCUAGCCCUACUCGCAACUCGCAGCAAUCUUAAAUUAAACGCUUCUAAACAUGUCGAUGGCUUUUCAAAUAAAACUUCGAACCCCUUCAUUUCUGACUUUACAUCUGACUGCGUUGGUACACAAUGAUUACACUAAUACAACUAAGGUUGUGAGGAUAUAUAAAAACUCUACUAUCCCGUGAUGCAUGAUCCUGAACGCUUUAUUGGAAUUUCAACAGAUGCCUUGUCAAGGAAAUUUGUAGAGAACUAAGUUGAUUUUCUUUAAUUGACAUUAUCAAAUUACGAAUAAUUGGACAUCCGAUUUUGUUUUAGUUCUUAGAUCAUAAAAUUUAUCAAAACUCAAAAGUGUAAUUUAUUUACGCACACUUCAGCUAUGUAUUGCUUAAUUCUAUGCAAAGAGACUUUCGGAUCGGGGAACUUGAGUACUGCUUUAUACAUAAGGGAGAUCUUCGAACUAUAUUUAGAAGCUGAAUUCAUAAAAAUUGUUAACAUCAACUGUGAAAGUUCUUUGAAAGACAUAGACAACUUUAAUCGAUCAACUGCAAACCCUAAAUUAGUGAUUGCCCUUCAUUUACGUCAAUGCUCACAUCUUGUCAGUCUGCUAGACAAAAGUAUACCUGUUCUUGCAAUCUGCACUGGGUCUGACAUAAAUAUGGAUAGAACUCAUGCGGUAUAUUUAAAGCUGAUGACAUAUUUAGUUGACCGAAGUUUUGCAGUUGUUUUACUUAACCGACCAAUGUUGAAGCAGUUUAAAGAAACUUGGCCUCAUUAUCCUGGUCAGCUGCAAGUCAUACACCAAGCAAUAAGGGUUGACGUUGAGGACGCAAAUCACUAUAAGAAAGACAUUCUGACGGCAAUCGAAUGUAAAUUAGGAGUAAAGUUGCAACCGUUCUUCAUUGUUGCUGGUCUUUUGAGAGAUGUGAAAGAUCCAAUGUUCGCGCUUCAAGCAUUCCUAGAAUGGAGAAAUCAAGGUAAAAAAGAGAAUAAGGAUUCGAAAGUGACUUCAACUAUUAAUUAUAAAUCUUAUAAUCUUUUAUAUGUUGGAUCGGUUGAAGAAGAUACAGAAAAUAUACAACAAUUUAUUGAUGAAAUAGAUGGAAAAGUUGUACAUCGGUGUGAUUCAUUAACACAAAAAGAAUUGCAUUCAUUAAUGCUUAGCUCUCAAGCACUGAUCAAUUGUUCAAUCAGUGAAGGCCAGUCUUUGGCUGUAAUGGAGGCUAUGUCUCUUGGAGUUCCGGUCGUGGUGAGAGAAAACCCAGGUAACUGUGAUCUUAUCAAACAUGGGAAAAAUGGGUUGGUAUUCAGAACAUCCAAGGAGCUGGGAGAAUGUCUAACUUAUCUAGAAGAAAAUCCUGAAAUAAAGAAACAACUAAUUUUCGCAGGGGAAGAGUUUAUGGGAGGCAAAGAAUUCCAAAGAGGAUAUCAAGCGAAAUUAUAUUCACACGUAAUCCAACAUAAUAUAUUCGGUGUAUAAUCAACAUAUACAGCAGUCGAGUGCAUAACAAACAAUAUCAGUGACAUUUUUCUUUAAAUUUCAUUAUAACCGAUAACCAAAAGUAUAUAAUUUCGAUUACAAAGUAACAAUAAAGCUUUUCACUGAAGUAUUGUUCACUAUAAUAUAAAAUAAUAAAAUCUAAUUUCGUCAAUUUUAAACGUUAGGAAGAUGGGGGAUUCGAAUAUGGUAAGAUUCCAAUAAGACAAAGAUCACACUUUUCACCAGAUCUAUAGGGAUAUAUAAAUAUUACUUUACAUAAAAAUAAGAACACAGUAGUCCGAGUAUGGCUAACAUCUAUGUCGUACCUUUGUAGUUGUGCUAUUAAACAAGUUUUAUGGAAUAAGACAGAAUCAAAUUUGUUCAGUACACAUUACCACUUAUGAUAUUCCUUUUAAACUAGGCAUAA